AUGGCUGCCAAAGGGGUGGAAUCCACACCCAUGCCCCCCAUAGCCCAGUCCAGGAUGGAGAACUUCAGGAAGGUCAAGACAUCGGAGCAGGAUAGCCCACUGCCCUUCCCUGACCUGCCCCCUGGCGUGGUGGAGAUGAAAGUGAAGGAGGGCAGCAAGAUCAGGAAUUUGAUGGGCUUUGCUAUGGCCAGGAUGGAGCUGAAGGGCACCCGGCAGAUAGUCUUCAGUGGCUGUGGUCGGGCAGUCACCAAGACUAUCACCUGUGUGGAGAUCAUGAAGAGGAAGCUGGGGGGCCUCCACCAGGUCACCAAGGUGCGUUACAAGACCCUGCUGGAGGUCUGGGAGAACAAGGACCCUCAGCCUGAUGGCCAAGUGGAGAACCUGACCGUCCAUAAGAAUGUGCCCUCCAUCUGUAUCCUAUUGUCCAAGGACCCCCUGGAUCCCAAUGAGAUGGGCUACCAACCCCCGGAGCCCAGGGAUGGGCUGUGGGCUGAAGAUGGGGGAAUAGAGGAAGAUAGAUUCAUUUCACCCCCACAAGGGGUGAAGAGACCUUUGGCACGUCCGCACGGGGAGCUGGCUAACAAGAAAAUGCAGGUACAGGUACCAGAGAGUCAAAAGGGCUUGGGGACUAUGGACUACAUGCUGGACUAUCAUCACUGA
Emys orbicularis (European pond turtle) is the source of this 660-nucleotide messenger RNA. It is a transcript of the gene RPP25, whose product is annotated as ribonuclease P and MRP subunit p25. The record is from RefSeq and is a predicted model, not a curated record. Gene Ontology annotation, cellular component: ribonuclease MRP complex. The transcript has a single exon. Gene Ontology annotation, biological process: tRNA 5'-leader removal. Gene Ontology annotation, molecular function: RNA binding. Lineage: Eukaryota; Metazoa; Chordata; Testudines; Emydidae. The coding region runs from base 1 to 660 and encodes 219 amino acids.